Molecule: messenger RNA, 3686 nt
Organism: Agelaius phoeniceus (red-winged blackbird)
Lineage: Eukaryota; Metazoa; Chordata; Aves; Passeriformes; Icteridae
Gene: MMD2
Product: monocyte to macrophage differentiation associated 2
Cellular component (GO): membrane
Molecular function (GO): pore-forming activity
Source: RefSeq, a predicted model, not a curated record
CCCUUCUCCCGGUCGGCAGUCGGAGCUCGCCGAGCUGGUGCCGUUCCCCCGGGCCGGGGCUGAGCAGCCGCCGCUGCCCGGGACCCCCAUGGCACCGCCGCGAUGUUCGUGUCCCGGCUCCUGGAUUUCCAGAAGACGCGCUACGCCAGGUUCAUGAAUCACCGUGUCCCAUCCAACUGCAGGUACCAGCCCACAGAAUACGAGCACGCAGCCAACUGUGCCACCCACGCUCUCUGGAUCCUGCCAAGCAUCCUUGGCAGCUCCAUCCUCUAUAUCCUCUCUGAUGACCAGUGGGAAACCAUCUCAGCCUGGAUCUAUGGCUUUGGCUUGUCCAGCCUCUUCAUUGUCUCCACCAUCUUCCACACCAUCUCCUGGAAGAAGAGGCAUCUCAGGACUGUGGAGCACUGCCUGCACAUGUUUGACAGGAUGGUGAUCUACUUCUUCAUCGCUGCCUCCUACGCUCCCUGGUUGAACCUGCGGGAGUUGGGUCCCUGGGCCUCCCACAUGCGCUGGAUCAUCUGGAUCAUGGCAUCCAUCGGCACCAUCUACGUUUUCUUCUUCCACGAGCGGUACAAGCUGGUGGAGCUGGUGUGCUACGUUAUCAUGGGCUUCUUCCCCGCCUUGGUCAUCCUCUCCAUGCCCAACAGGGAUGGCCUCCUGGAGCUGGUGGCUGGUGGCUUCUUCUACUGCCUGGGCAUGGUGUUCUUCAAGAGCGACGGGCGCAUCCCCUUCGCCCACGCCAUCUGGCACCUCUUCGUGGCCAUGGGAGCUGGCACCCACUACUAUGCCAUCUGGAGGUACCUGUACCAGCCCGGGGCACUGGACACCAAAACCUCCCCUCGGUAGAAGCCUUAGAGACGUUGUUUGUGCCACCUGGCACGUGGGGACACAGAGGGCACUGGUGACACAGUGGGCUUGCCCCAAACCACCCCCUCACCCUGUGGACAGCAGCUGUUGGUGCCCUUCCUGCACACACAGGAGAGCCUGGAGGUUGAUUUUAAAUGUUUUUGUUUUUUAAGCUCGGGAACUGUUUGUUUUUUUAGGCAAAAGUUUCAGAACACAGUGACUGACUGGGCUGUGGGCUGACUCACAGUGACCACUCACUGGGAGCUUUGCUCACUCACCUGGUCUUGAGCAUCCCACAGGACUGGGAAACUUGGCCCCACAUGCCCCAGCUAUGACACCCUGGGUUUGGCUCCUGGAGUCCUUAGAGUGUGCCACUGAAGGGACUGGAGGAGUCAGGGUGAGGGGAGAGACCCAGUGGUGGAGGGGGAUGUGGUGACAGCCCUGCACCACCUGGUCUGGCUCCUAAAUCUUCCUGAGCCCUGCCAGCAUUAACAGCUCCAUCCCAAGCCCUUGAGGGGAUGGCCCAUACUCAACAAGCCUUACAAGAGAUUGAAACUUGAAUCUCUUCCAGGGCAUCCCAGUCCCUAAGCACUGGGAAACCCUUUCUCUAAGCCAAUAUGAAGUGCACAACUCAUCCAUACAUCCCUGGGAUCCCCUGUGGACAUUUUCUCCCUGGAGUUCUCGGUUUUCCUCUCCAGCCUGGUGCCAGUGGCAGCCUGAAGCACAGCCCAGCUCCCAAGCCCUGCUGCACGUGUGCCUUCAGCAGGGAGCAGAGCUGGGAUCCAGCUCCUGGCAUCUCCCUGACUGGGGUCAGCCCAGGGGAGUCCCUUUCUCCUGGAGGGAGGGCAGAGAACCUCCUUGGACUGGGAUCACAGGGCUACCUGCCUUCUCUGCUCCCAUUUUGCUGAUGAACCUAUUGCUCAUCAGAUUUAAUUCCACUUUUGGAAAGAUUUCUGGCAUUCCCAGGUUGCUGCAGGGCAGGAAUGCAUCCACACGAAGCCAGGGUGUGAGCUGUAAUGGAGAGGUCCCAUUGAUGCUCAGUUUUUAGAUGUCUAACCAUGGCCACACAGUGGGACAUGGGACAUCCAUCCAGCUGCUGGGAGCAGCAGAAUGGCAAAACCACACCUGAUCCUGCUCUCCAAAUGUUGUUGUUCUAUUAUUUCUAGAGUCCUAUAUUGUUGUUAUCAGAUUUCUAAAGUCCAUACCUCUUCGGUGUGUUCUAAUGGCUGCAGAUCUUCACAGACUCCUUCUUCUGCAUGUUGUUCUCUCUCAGGCCAGGGCUCCUCCAAGGCUCUCCCUGACUGGCUAACCCACCCCCUUUUAUCCCAGUCAUCUUCAUUGGUCACAGCUGCAGCCCAGUUAAGGACAUUGCAGCUGCAGCCCAUCAAGGACAACCGGGACCUCUGGGGCAAAGCCUCUAUACAGAUAUUCAAAUACAUUUCCUCUACUAUACCCAAACACCCUGGCAGAGCUGCUGGAGCCAGGAGGGUGUGGUGGUGUGUGCUGGGCUGAGCCUGCACCUUCCCCAUCAGCCCCAAAGGAAUCCGUUGCCCAUCACCUCUUUUUGGCCUUUGAUUAAUCACAGCUGCAGCCUCUGGCACCAUGUGGCAAGUGAAGGAGAUUUGUGGCCACCAUCCCACAUCUCCUGUUCCUCCAGCAGCAUUCCAGGGAGCUGAGCAGAGCUUAGGGGCCCCCAGCCUGUGGCACCCCAGGACUGGCUGUCCAGGGCUGUGCCACUGUGCAGCACAUCACCAAUGUGCCCGGUUUGUGUGCAUGGGGGUGAACGAGCUGGUGUGAGCCCAGACUCUGUUGCUGCUGCUCUGCCCAGCCCUGGCCCUGCCACCUGCUGCAGGUGCAGAGGUGGAAAAGGAUGAGCUGUGAGUAACCAGCAGCUGAUGGAGCAUAUCCAGGGCUGGAAUAGCAGGAUGCAGAGAUCCCAGGAUGGGAGAUGCCAUAUUUUCUGUCUGGCAAGUCAUUACCCUUCUCUGUGCCUCAGUUUCCCCAUCUGUAAAAUGGGGGUGCAGACCCUGACCUACCUCACAGGGCUCGUGUGAGGACCCCGUGAAGCACUUGGAGGGCAGCCAGAGCUGCACAAACCCCUGCUUCACUUUUCCCUGGCUCUGGGGGAGCAGGUUCCCAGAGCCACCCUGGGGCACACUGGCAGCUUCAGCUCUCCUUGCCCUCUGUCCCUGAUGCCACGGGGAGCCACGCUGGGGUCAGAGCAGGCAAACAGCGCUCCCAGCCCCAGGCCACUGUCCCCUGGCAGGGCUGAGGGUGCCCAGGGACCACCACCCUGGGCUUCACCCCAGGGGAUUUAUCUCAGAAACUCUUUUGCCAUUUGUGGUCUUUUGGCCCUAAAUCUGUCCCAGGGGCUCCUGAGGCACAGGGAGGUGCCAGAAGGACCUUUCUGAGGCUGCUUCAUCUCAGUCUCCUGCUGAAAAUCCAGGGCAGGACACCCAGCAGGAGUGGAUGGCUGGGAACAAAGCCACCCUGCCUUCAGCCUGGAUUUGCAGAGUGGGCUUCUCUGUAAGUGAGAGGCUCCCCCUCUCCUCUUGCUCCUAAAUCCUCCCCUUGCAAAGCAUGGGGGACACAGAGCAAGUUAUUGGAUUGUCCUCCUGUUUUAUACUAAUUUUAAAUGAUUCGUAACAUUCAGGAUGUUUGUGGAGGAGGGCUCGAGGGAUCUUUUUAGCAUCUCAUGUUUUUCACCAUCCAUCCUUGUUCAAUCAGUAUUUUAUAUUUAACACAGUAUUGGGUCAAAUACAAACAAAUGUAAGGAAGAUAACACUAGUGGAUGUUGUUUCCUGUGGAGUAGGAUCGAAAUAAAAACUCAAGAUACCUCA